GGUCAGAUGACAGAAACAGUCUAAAGAGACGCUUUUAGAGCCCAAGUGACAAAUUCUCGUCUAAAAAAACGCGCCAAUUUUCGCACUUGUGAAGACGCGCCAGAGAAUUGAUAUAUCUUUCGUUUCAAUUUCUGUUCCUUGAUUCUCUUUUUCUCUUUUCUUCUUCCUGUCACUUUCAAAUACUCUCUACACUCUACAAGCUCACACAUUUUCAAUGUCUCGCUUUCACUCUUCUUCUUCCACUGGCAGUGCUCCUGGGGCUGCCAGUUCCAACUCUACAAACACGUCGGCCCCUCGCGGUCGUGGAUAUCAAGUUCCACAAACCUCUAACUCUCUCCAUUCCCCAAUCAUCCAUCCUCUCCACGUCCCAUACGUGUGUGACCAACAAAUGGAACUCUCUUUGGAUCCUCCAAACAUCCAUCCACCAUCUAACAGGCCUGGAAACCUAUCUUCUUCCACAACUUCAGCCUCUACGCAGGCCAAAAAAACCAAAAAAAAUUCUCCUUUGUCAUUGCGUUUGCUUUCUUCUUCUUCUUCUGCAUCUUCAUCUUCUAAUUAUUCAGAUUCUUGUGGAUCUUACGAGUCGAUCGAUUGGUCGGCUCUUGAGAUCAAACCCCAUCCCAUGGCUCCCAAACCCUACAGGUCCCCUACCAUGUAUUCUGAAUCCAUUCAGGAGGAACAUACAUCCUCUAACUUUAGCACCGGAUCCAGUGAGGAUUUCCCCAUCGGUUCCCCUUGCAUCAAUGUAGGCCUUCUACUUGAUGUCAAGGCCCCUCCUCCCAGGCCAUACGUUGAAGAUGAUCCAUCGGACCCUUUCUUGGAUCAUCCCAAUGUUCAGGCUUCUCCUCCCAAAUCCAUCGUCGCUGACGAACCAUCGGACUGCUUCUUGGCUCCCCCCACUGGCCUUCCCUCCGGGUCUGGAAUCUUUCCCCCUCCCCCCUACAAAAGGUAUGUAUUCCGUGAGGCCACCCCUAGCCCAGGCACCACCCCAUCGUCCAAGGAUUCCUUUUCGGUCCACCACACUGUCUCCACUUCCUCUGGAUCCCCUUCAAUGGUCCCCAUUUCUCUGGACCCCUUCAAUGGCCACUCUCGUUCCUCUUCUGUCUCGGCAGAAAAUGGUUCAAAUCCCCCUUCCCCCUCCCCUUCUCCCUCUCCUUCUCCCUCUCCUUCCACUUUCCCCCAGCUACCUGUAGUAUACUUGCAGCCCCGCUUGUUCAGGUUAGCUAAAUCCGAGACUUUUACCCAGCGGUGGUCAGCAGAAGAUGGUUCAAAUCCUUCUUCCCCCUCUCCUUCCCCCUCUCCUUCCCCCUUCCCUUCUCCCUCCCCUUCCACUCCCCCCCAGCUACCUGUAGUAUACUCGCAGCCCCGGUUGUUCAGGCUAGCCAAACCCAAGACUUUUACCCAGCGGUGGUCAGAAAUGAUCCUUGAAGAGCAAACCAUCGCAUCCCGAGCCCACAUCAUCACACCAGUUCGACCUUUGAGUCAAAGUCCGAUGGCAACAUCGGACUCUGGUUGUGAAAUUAUCGCUCAAUCUCCUUUGUCAGAUCCCUUCUGCCUAUCCCAAGAGCCCAGUCCAUCCCCGGUACCCAUUCCAUCCCCAGUGCCCAGUCCAUCCCCCAGGUCCCAGGACAUCCUCAGGGGAAACUUUGGUAGGUUUCACGAUGCGCGCCCACUUCCACCUCCACCCAUGCUCUCCCCCAUGGUUCCCACUGUCACAUAUACCUCAUCCUCAUCCUCAUCCUCGGAUGAAUCGGACACCACCGCGGGUUAUCCCUCCUCUCUGGACGAUGACCCCUUGGACACACCGGAGCCCGAGACCACCCCAUGGACCAUUGCCCCAGUGCAAUCCUGGAUGUCCCGGAAUUCCUCGACCAUUAAAACGGUCGCCACAUGGACCCUCGUUGCAGCCGCAAUAAUCCUUCCAAAGAUCCUUUGGAAAUGGUAAAUUAUAUCACCCUCCCCUUCCCCCCAUGCGAGUGAACUAACAUGCGAGCUAAUCACCAUCCCCCUUCCUUUCCCCUUCCCCAUGCAGUGAACUAACAAACCAACUAACCACUAAUCACCAGCCUCCAGGAAUCUUUAACUACAAAUAAAUGAAAAGACACAUACAUGAAUCACCCUGGACUCCUGGACCCCGGACAAAAACGCAAGUAUUCCCUCCCCCCCCACUAACUACUAAUCUAGGUGGCCAGAAAUGAUCCA
Molecule: messenger RNA, 2202 nt
Organism: Botrytis cinerea B05.10
Lineage: Eukaryota; Fungi; Ascomycota; Leotiomycetes; Helotiales; Sclerotiniaceae
Exons: 1
Coding region: 215-1945 (576 amino acids)
Source: RefSeq, a predicted model, not a curated record